This is a messenger RNA of Funneliformis mosseae, 507 nucleotides long. NCBI's taxonomy places the organism in Eukaryota, Fungi, Glomeromycota, Glomeromycetes, Glomerales, Glomeraceae. The record is from the annotation of a GenBank genome assembly.
AUCUUUCACUCCGACAUAAACGCCGCAAAUUCACAAGGGAAAAUGCAUACCUUGAAAUCUGGGCAGAAUCCGAUGAAGCUUAUCGAUCUAAUCGGUCAAAUCAGACGUACAACUUCGAGAUCAGUCACAGUCGAGGAUGUUGAAACGGUCGACUAUGCAGAUACAGAUCAUUCAAGUGGAGAGGAGAAAAUAUUUGAAGGACAUGUAUCAAGAAACCAGUUGAUAAAAAUUUUGGAAGCUUUGAGAAGCAUACAAAAGGAAUUGGUUUGGGUUCAGAUAAAAGCGGUAUUGUUAACUCAAUUGAGUCGCAAUUGCGAUGGGAUUAGCAUUCAAGGAUUUAAAGAAAAAACGAAACAAGCUAAAGUGACAGAAAAAAGGCAAGUACAAGGUUUAGUUGAGGAUGAAGAGGAAAUUAGUGUCAAACCGACUGCAGAUGAAAUUAUCGACGAAAUUGAUUUAAGCCCAUCGGUCCAACCGAUCAUAAUUAUUGAUAUGACCGGUACACAG